This is a messenger RNA of Aureobasidium pullulans EXF-150, 579 nucleotides long. RefSeq lists its product as uncharacterized. NCBI's taxonomy places the organism in Eukaryota, Fungi, Ascomycota, Dothideomycetes, Dothideales, Saccotheciaceae. The coding region runs from base 1 to 579 and encodes 192 amino acids. The record is from RefSeq and is a predicted model, not a curated record. The transcript is spliced from 2 exons.
AUGAUACCGACCAAGGAAGAACUCGUGCCUGAUGGAAGAUGGGUGUCAGUCCCUGGAACCGAUGCGAGAAGUAGCUUGUAUGCCCUUUUUCUAGCCAUGGCGACUAAUAGCUCCCUCAACCGAGCUCCGAUCUGGGACCCCCGACCAGAUCCUCGAUUUGGUACUCGAGCAAUCGAGGUACUCAAUUGCACCUUACUGAAGGCAGUCUGGGAAGGAGAUGUGAUCCUUCGCUCUCCCGAGUUCCUGGCCUCACAGCCUUCAAUGCUCCUGUCUAUUCUUGCAGUUAGUCGGGAGGUCCACCUUUGGAAGCAAUCCGCUUACUUGCACUUGAUGAGAUAUCGACUUUACAUUGAGAAAGAGGGACAAAUCAUCAAGCUGUGCAAUCCACAGGUCAAGACACACAGGAAUGCCUUGAUUCGAUGUGCGAAUGGUCGUUGGGAAGCUUUCACCUACUUCAAGCAGGAUGUGUCUGAGAUCUCGGUCGACAAGCUCAAGCUUACCUCGGCUCCUAGCCUCGCAUCCUCCACACGCGAUCCUUUCGCCACCCACCAGGAUAACUUCACCUCAGAUACUAACUGA